CAGGAUGGGGAGGGACUGAUCCGCACACCAUAAGUUGGGUCAGACUGGCUUCAUGUCAGCACAUCACCGCCCACCAGACAGGUUCCAGUCGCGUCCACUGAGAAGUGUAGCUCCUUGACCGUCAUGCAGCUGCAGAAUCGACUCUCUGGGCAGUGGGCUAUCUCUUCCCGACCCCCACGGCUCUGAAGUUACAUCUGUUCAGGUGGAGGAGCUCGAACUGCUAUGACCUCUAAGGUCAAGUCGAAAUGCUCCGAGAUGCUGGGGAAGAGGAGACACAGUCCAGUGGGCCAGCUCCCACCGCCGGCCACCUCCAGCAAGCCGCUGACGCCCUUCGGCAUCGAGGACAUCCUCAGCAAGCAGUGUGGGAAGAGGAGCCGGCCGCUCCCGACGUCUCAGCGGGAGAGCGGCCCGUCCGACUGGCCGCCGCUGGGCCCGACCUCCCCUCUGUGCGCGCUGGAGGAGCUGGCCAGCAAAACCUUCCGGGGCCUGGAGGUCAGCGUCCUGCAGGCUGCAGAGGGCCGGGACGGUCAGGGCCUUUUCGGACGGAGGAACGCCCCUAAAAAGCGCCGGAAGUCCCGGACGGCCUUCACCAACCAUCAGAUCUACGAGUUGGAGAAACGCUUCCUGUAUCAGAAGUAUCUGAGCCCGGCGGACCGGGACCAGCUCGCCCAGCACCUGAGCCUGACCAACGCGCAGGUCAUCACCUGGUUCCAGAACAGGCGGGCCAAGCUCAAGCGGGACCUGGAGGAAAUGAAGGCCGACGUGCAGUCCGCCAGAGCCGCCGGAGCUGUGGCCUUUGAGAAGCUCUCCAAGCUGGCGGAGCUGGAGAAGUGCGCGGCCGAAGGUCUGGGCCUGGUGGCGCGCUCUGCGCGGAACCGUGCCGGAGGCCCCGAGCAGAGGUUCGGCAGAACUGAAGGAGAUCUCAACAGGCCGCAUGCGUCUCCUACUCUUCCUUCCCCCAAGCUGCCGCGGGACAGAGACGGACCGGUCAGCAGGUACGGUUCGGAGGAUGAUGAGGAGGAGGAGGAAGAGGAGGAGAUCGAUGUGGGUGACUGAAGCAUCCCACGUGGCGUGGAGUGACUGUCGUGGUUUCCCUACUUUAACUCAGUUACACUAUCGAACGUGGUUGACUGAAUAUGAAGGUAUUGUUCGGUGCCAAACUAUUUGUGGCUUGGAACUGAGAAGUUGAAAAUAAAAAUCUUCUUAGAGCUACGUAACUGUAGAUUUUAUUUUUAGUACAACAUACAAAACAACAAUUACACAUAUUCAGAUUCAAUUCUUAAGUAUAAGAUACAAAUUGUAUUUUUUUUAUUUCUUUUUUUAGCCACACUUAAAAAUUAAAAAAAGGUCUCGGGUUGCUGUGUUGGCGCAGGGCUUAAGGACAGCCCACCUGUCGCAGGUUCGAUUCCCAG
Xiphophorus couchianus (Monterrey platyfish) is the source of this 1412-nucleotide messenger RNA. RefSeq names its product ladybird homeobox 1a (gene lbx1a). The record is from RefSeq and is a predicted model, not a curated record. Gene Ontology annotation, biological process: regulation of transcription by RNA polymerase II. The transcript is spliced from 2 exons. Gene Ontology annotation, cellular component: nucleus. NCBI's taxonomy places the organism in Eukaryota, Metazoa, Chordata, Actinopteri, Cyprinodontiformes, Poeciliidae. The coding region runs from base 223 to 1056 and encodes 277 amino acids. Gene Ontology annotation, molecular function: sequence-specific double-stranded DNA binding; DNA-binding transcription factor activity, RNA polymerase II-specific.